AAUAGAUGCCGGGGCAAUGUCCCGCCGCAAACAGGGCAACCCGCAGCACUUGUCCCAGAGGGAGCUCAUCACCCCAGAGCCUGAGCAUGUGGAGGCCACCAUCCUCGAGGAAGAUGAGGGUCUGGAGAUAGAGGAGCCCAGCAGCCUGGGGCUGAUGGUGGGGGGCCCCGACCCUGACCUGCUCACCUGUGGACAGUGUCAGAUGAACUUCCCCCUGGGGGACAUCCUGGUUUUUAUAGAGCACAAGAAGAAGCAGUGUGGCGGCAGCCUGGGUGGCUGUUAUGACAAAGGCCUGGACAAGGGCAGCCCGCCGCCCUCCUCACGCUCUGAGCUCAGGAAAGUGUCCGAGCCGGUGGAGAUCGGGAUCCAGGUCACCCCCGACGAAGAUGACCACCUGCUCUCACCCACGAAAGGCAUCUGCCCCAAGCAGGAGAACAUUGCAGGGCCGUGCAGGCCUGCCCAGCUGCCAGCGAUGGCCCCCAUAGCUGCUUCCUCCUCCCACCCUCACACAUCUGUGAUUACUUCACCUCUGCGGGCCCUGGGCGCUCUCCCGCCCUGCUUCCCCCUGCCGUGCUGCAGCGCGCGCCCUGUCUCGGGUGACGGGACUCAGGGUGAGGGUCAGACGGAGGCUCCCUUUGGAUGCCAGUGUCAGUUGUCAGGUAAAGAUGAGCCUUCCAGCUACAUUUGCACAACAUGCAAGCAGCCCUUCAACAGCGCGUGGUUCCUGCUGCAGCACGCGCAGAACACGCACGGCUUCCGCAUCUACCUGGAGCCCGGGCCGGCCAGCAGCUCGCUCACGCCGCGGCUCACCAUCCCGCCGCCGCUCGGGCCCGAGGCCGUGGCCCAGUCCCCGCUCAUGAAUUUCCUGGGCGACAGCAACCCCUUCAACCUGCUGCGCAUGACGGGCCCCAUCCUGCGGGACCACCCGGGCUUCGGCGAGGGCCGACUGCCCGGCACGCCGCCGCUCUUCAGCCCGCCGCCGCGCCACCACCUGGACCCGCACCGCCUCAGCGCCGAGGAGAUGGGGCUCGUCGCCCAGCACCCCAGUGCCUUCGACCGAGUCAUGCGCCUGAACCCCAUGGCCAUCGACUCGCCCGCCAUGGACUUCUCGCGGCGGCUCCGCGAGCUGGCGGGCAACAGCUCCACGCCGCCGCCCGUGUCCCCGGGCCGCGGCAACCCUAUGCACCGGCUCCUGAACCCCUUCCAGCCCAGCCCCAAGUCCCCGUUCCUGAGCACUCCACCGCUGCCGCCCAUGCCCCCCGGCGGCACGCCACCGCCCCAGCCGCCGGCCAAGAGCAAGUCGUGCGAGUUCUGCGGCAAGACCUUCAAGUUCCAGAGCAAUCUCAUCGUGCACCGGCGCAGCCACACGGGCGAGAAGCCCUACAAGUGCCAGCUGUGCGACCACGCGUGCUCGCAGGCGAGCAAGCUCAAGCGCCACAUGAAGACGCACAUGCACAAGGCCGGCUCGCUGGCCGGCCGCUCCGACGACGGGCUCUCGGCCGCCAGCUCCCCGGAGCCCGGCACCAGCGAGCUGGCCGGCGAGGGCCUCAAGGCGGCCGACGGCGACUUCCGCCACCACGAGAGCGACCCGUCGCUGGGCCACGAGCCUGAGGAGGAGGACGAGGAGGAGGAGGACGAGGAGGAGGAGCUGCUGCUGGAGAACGAGAGCCGGCCCGAGUCGAGCUUCAGCAUGGACUCGGAGCUGAGCCGUAACCGGGAGAACGGCGGCGGUGGCGGUGGUGGCGGCGUGGCCGGGGUGCCGGGCGCGGGCGGCGGCGUGGGCGGCGCGGCCAAGGCGCUGGCCGACGAGAAGGCGCUGGUGCUGGGCAAGGUCAUGGAGAACGUGGGCCUGGGCGCGCUGCCGCCCUAUGGCGAGCUGCUGGCCGACAAGCAGAAGCGCGGCGCCUUCCUGAAGCGCUCGGCGGGCGGCGGGGACCCGGGUGACGACGACGACGCGGGCGGCUGCGGCGAUGCGGGCCCGGGCGGCGCGGUCAACGGGCGUGGCGGCGGCUUUGCUCCGGGCGCCGAGCCCUUCCCGGGCCUCUUCCCGCGCAAGCCGGCGCCGCUGCCCAGCCCCGGGCUCAACAGCGCGGCCAAGCGCAUCAAGGUGGAGAAGGACCUGGAGCUGCCGCCCGCCGCGCUCAUCCCGUCGGAGAACGUGUACUCGCAGUGGCUGGUGGGCUACGCGGCGUCGCGGCACUUCAUGAAGGACCCCUUCCUGGGCUUCACGGACGCGCGCCAGUCGCCCUUCGCCACGUCGUCCGAGCACUCGUCCGAGAACGGCAGCCUGCGCUUCUCCACGCCUCCCGGGGACCUGCUGGACGGCGGGCUGUCGGGCCGCAGCGGCACGGCCAGCGGGGGAAGCACGCCGCACCUGGGCGGCCCGGGCCCCGGGAGGCCGAGCUCCAAGGAGGGCCGGCGCAGCGACACGUGCGAGUACUGCGGCAAGGUGUUCAAGAACUGCAGCAACCUGACGGUGCACCGGCGGAGCCACACCGGCGAGCGGCCUUACAAGUGCGAGCUGUGCAACUACGCGUGCGCUCAGAGCAGCAAGCUCACGCGCCACAUGAAGACGCACGGGCAGAUCGGCAAGGAGGUGUACCGCUGCGACAUCUGCCAGAUGCCCUUCAGCGUCUACAGCACCCUGGAGAAACACAUGAAAAAGUGGCACGGCGAGCACUUGCUGACUAACGACGUCAAAAUCGAGCAGGCCGAGAGGAGCUAAGCGCGCGCGGCCCCCGCGCACCUGUACAGUAGCCCCGUCGCCAAGCGAGAGAAUGCUGACCUGACACUUGCCUCCGUGUCGCCGUCGCCGCUCGGUACCCCCUGCGAGCCCCUGGGGCCCCAGGGGAGGCGGCCCUCCAACCUAACCUGUGUCUGCGAAGUCCUAUGGAAACCCGAGGG
Molecule: messenger RNA, 2904 nt
Organism: Mesoplodon densirostris (Blainville's beaked whale)
Lineage: Eukaryota; Metazoa; Chordata; Mammalia; Artiodactyla; Ziphiidae
Gene: BCL11B
Product: BCL11 transcription factor B
Exons: 4
Coding region: 17-2725 (902 amino acids)
Biological process (GO): positive regulation of transcription by RNA polymerase II
Cellular component (GO): nucleus
Molecular function (GO): DNA-binding transcription factor activity; RNA polymerase II cis-regulatory region sequence-specific DNA binding
Source: RefSeq, a predicted model, not a curated record